Molecule: messenger RNA, 1044 nt
Organism: Neopsephotus bourkii (Bourke's parrot)
Lineage: Eukaryota; Metazoa; Chordata; Aves; Psittaciformes; Psittacidae
Gene: BEAN1
Product: brain expressed associated with NEDD4 1
Exons: 6
Coding region: 297-770 (157 amino acids)
Source: RefSeq, a predicted model, not a curated record
CCGGCCUUGCGAGCAGGAGACGGAGGGGCGCAUCUCCGGGCUGCGCCCGCACCCGCCAGCCAGCCGCGGCGGAGCUGCAUGGAGGCACCGGUCACCGCUGUGUACUGGGUUAUUUUCCUCCAUCUACCCUCAUCCCUGGAAGCUCCAUCCGUAUUGGAAUAACCAGCAAUUAUUCCAAUCUCUAUGAACAGAGCAUUCUGCCUUGUGGCAGAAAAGAAGAACUACAGUGUGGUGACAGGCUCUGCCUCUUAAACUGGUUGCUCUGUUGCUGUAAGAAGGACUGUGAAAGAGACUACAUGUCUGUCAAACUGACAUGCUCAACUGUUCUGUGCGAGGAGCAGAGAAGAGGUACUGUAGCAGAUGGAAGAGGUAUUAGUGUUUUCACUGGCUCUUCAAUGUUAACUACUGGGACAAAAGUCGUGAACGAGAGCGACUCAGAUAGUGAAUUCCCCAACUACGAUGAUCACGGAAAUGAAACCCAUUUCUUUUUUUCACCUAUUCUGGUGGCUGGAGUUGUGAUUGGAAUUGUGCUGUUUCUGUCCUGUAUUACAAUCAUUGUUGGCGGUCUGCGAAAGGAAAGGCGGUUGAGACGCCAGCGUCCGAGAACAGAUGUUUUUUAUGCUCCAGAUGGCUUCUCUUAUGGUGGCUCUUUUGGAGAGCUGAGAGCCUCCUGCAUAGAGGAGUAUCCCCCAAAUCUUGAGCUUGGUGCCAGUGUGGAUACACGUCAGCGUGUGGUCAACGUCAUAUAUUCCGAUUCACCUCCACGGUAAGCACUUUUCUAAGAAUGAGUAUUACAGUCCUGCAUGUACAAAGCUGGUUAAAGAAGAAACUGCUAGGCCUACACCCACUACAAAAACAAGCUCACACAAACUCUAAGUACAGACCUACCUUGUUUAGUUUGAGUACAAGUUUUCCCUAGCAGACUGUAUCUUUACUAAAGAUGUGUGUACAGCCAAUUCUUAUGUAGUAACAUUCAUAUUAAAAUUUACCAUAUUGAUGACAUACUAAUGAAACGCACAAGUAAAAUCACUUAUUAACAUAUUU